AAAGGGUGUGCUUCUCUAUUUUCUUUAGUGGGUUUUUCCACUUUGCUGAAUUGUUCCUACACUCAAAACUGUACCAAGACACCCUGUGUCCCAAAUGCAAAAUGUGAGAUACGGAAUGGAGCUGAAGGCUGUUACUGCAACAUUGGAUUUUCAGGAAACGGUGUCACAAUCUGUGAAGAUGAUAAUGAGUGUGGAAACUUGACCCAGUCCUGUGGUGAAAAUGCCAACUGCACUAACACGGAGGGAAGUUACUAUUGUAUGUGUGCACCCGGUUUCAGAUCCAGCAGUAAACAAGACAAGUUUAUCACAAAUGAUGGAACCGUCUGCGUAGAUAUAGACGAGUGCAGUGAGUCAGCAGCCUGUGGUGAUCAUGCCGUGUGUGAAAAUGUGGAUGGUGGGUAUAACUGCUCCUGCAAAGAAGGUUAUCAGACAUCCACAGGAAACUCCCAGUUCACACCUAAUGAUGGCACUUACUGCCAAGAAAUUGUGAAUGCAGACUGCCACUUAGAUAAUGCCUGUAUUGCUGAGAAAACUGGUAAAACUUUAGCAAAAAUUAGACACAUCAAAGAACCCAUGGCUUUGCUACAAGAGGUCUAUAGAAAUUCUGUGAAAGAUCUUUCACCAGUGGAUAUAAUUACGUAUAUAGAAGUAUUAGCUGAAUCAUCCUCAUUACUGGGUUACACGAACAGCACUAAUGCAGCCAAGGACAUCCUUUCUAAUUCAACUCUUACUGAGUUUGUAAAAACUGUGAAUAAUUUUGUUCAGAAGGAUACAUUUAUAGUUUGGGACAAGUUAUCUAUGAAUCAUAGAAGAACUCAACUUACAAAACUGAUCCAUGCUGCUGAACAAGCUACCUUAAGGAUCUCUCAGAACUUCCAAAAGAACACUCAGUUUGAUACGAAUUCAAGUGACGUAGCUCUCAAAGCUUUCUAUUUUGAUUCCUAUCACAUGAAACAUACUCAUCCCCAUAUGAACGUGGACGGAGAUUACAUAAAGAUAUUUCCAAAGAGAAAAGCUGCAUAUGAUUCAAAUGGCAAAGUUGCGGUUGCAUUUUUAUAUUAUAAGAGCAUUGGCCCUCUGUUUUCAUCAUCGGACAACUUCUUACUGGAACCUCAGAGUACUGAGAAAGCCGAAGAGGAAGGAAGAGUCAUCUCUUCAGUAAUUUCAGCCUCAAUUAGCUCAAACCCACCCACAUUGUAUGAACUUGAAAAAAUAACGUUUACAUUAAGUCACAUAAAGACCACAGAGAAGCAUAGGAGUCAGUGUGCGUUUUGGAACUACUUGCCUGACACCAUGAACGGCAGCUGGUCCUCAGAGGGCUGUGAGCUGACAUAUUCGAAUGAGACCCACACCUCGUGCCGCUGUAAUCACCUGACACAUUUUGCAAUUUUGAUGUCUGCUAGUUCUUCCAUUGGUAUUAAAGAUUAUAAUAUUCUUACAAGGAUCACUCAGCUGGGAAUAAUCAUUUCACUGAUUUGCCUCGCCAUGUGCAUUUUCACCUUCUGGUUCUUCAGUGAAAUUCAAAGCACCAGGACAACAAUCCACAAAAAUCUCUGUUGUAGCCUGUUCCUUGCUGAACUUGUUUUUCUCAUCGGGAUCAAUACAAACACUAAUAAGCUCUUCUGUUCAGUCAUUGCCGGGCUGCUGCACUACUUCUUUUUAGCUGCCUUUGCGUGGAUGUGCAUCGAAGGCAUCCACCUCUAUCUCAUUGUUGUAGGAGUCAUCUACAACAAAGGGUUUUUGCACAAGAAUUUCUAUAUCUUUGGCUAUCUCAGCCCAGCUGUGGUAGUUGGAUUUUCAGCAUCAUUAGGAUACAGAUAUUACGGCACCACCAAAGUAUGUUGGCUUAGCACAGAAAACAACUUUAUUUGGAGUUUUAUAGGACCAGCCUGUCUAAUCAUUCUUGUUAAUCUCUUGGCAUUUGGAGUUAUCAUAUACAAAGUUUUCCGUCACACUGCAGGGUUGAAACCAGAAGUUAGUUGCUAUGAGAACAUAAGGUCUUGUGCCAGAGGAGCCCUUGCUCUCCUGUUCCUCCUCGGCACCACCUGGAUCUUUGGCGUUCUCCACGUUGUGCAUGCGUCCGUGGUGACCGCUUACCUCUUCACUGUCAGCAAUGCCUUCCAGGGGAUGUUCAUCUUCUUAUUCCUGUGUGUUUUAUCUAGAAAGAUCCAAGAAGAAUAUUAUAGAUUGUUCAAAAAUGUCCCUUGUUGUUUCGGAUGUUUGAGGUAAACAAAGAGAACUAUGGAUAAAAGUCAAGCUAUGGACGGCCGAUGUGUAAAAAUGACCCAAUUAUUAAUUACUAGAUAAUCAAAUAGUUUAAAUCAGUUUUUCUGUUUACUGUAUAGAAACUGUAGAUAAUAAGAGAUAAAAUUAUGUACCAUAUAAGUAUAGUAAGCUUACCUACAUGACUUAGUUAUGUCAAAAGUAGUAUUGCAGAUAUUUGGAAAGUAAUUGGUUUCUCAGAGUGAUAUCACUACGCCCAAGGAAAGAUUUUCUUUCUAACACAAAAAAUAUAUACAUGUCCUGAAGGAAACCCCUGGCUUGAUAUUUUUGUGACUCAUGUUGCCUUUGAAACCAGUCCCCUAUCAUCUUGGUAAUGAGCUCUGUUACAGAAAGUGGAGCGUAAGAGAACGAAGGAGUGGAAUAUAAAACAGUAAAAAAGGAAGAGCUGUUACAACAAUGAGAUGUAUUUUGAGCACACUUGUUUUGUAAACUAGAUGAGAAAUUAAAGGGAUAAAAUCAAGUACUGAACAAACACAUCUUACCAUCUUGUGAAAUGUUCUGAACUUAAAUUUCUACUGAAAUGACUCCAACCUGUAUUUAUGUCCAUUCUCUAUUCGAAUAGUCUAAAAAGGACACAAAACUUUACAAAAGGAAAAACUAAACAUUUCUGUUCUGUUUUUAGGUUCACGUUAGAGUGAGGUAUAUGCUGUUUCUAUACUUAUUUCACAGAUGGUGACUUCAAAUGCUUAUUCAGUAGUACAGAAAUGUGUCAAAAUAUAAUAUUGUUCAUGCCUGUAAAUGUAAAAAUAGUGUAUAUAAACUGAAGCACUGUGUGCUAUAACCUUUCAGUGUAGUGAAAAAUACUGUAUCUCAUUAGACUAGGAAAUUUGAGUUCUUUUUUUUUAAUUUUAGAAAUGUUGAGAUCACAUGGCAAUACUCCCUUUUAACUUACUAUUUGUAAAAGGGCAUUGUAAAUAUGAAAGUAUUCAUAAAGUGAAUUGCUAUUUUUUUUUGUUCAGAAAAAAAACACAUUUUAAAAUGUUAUUUAUAGCAAAGAAAUCACUAAGAACUGUGGAAACUUUCACGGUGGCUCUUUCCUGACACUUUCCCACUAUUAAUGUAUAUCUGCUAAAAUGUAAGGCUUCUGUCUUCAAAUCUUCUCAUUCAAACGCAGAAGCAGUAAUUUUAUUUCAAAAAUAUGUAAUUGUUCUGCACUAACCUGUAAAAGUAUGCCAAUAUACGAAAUGUUGUGAUUUUAACUUCAUUUCUCCAGCCGUUAAAAUGAAGUCUGUCAAAUCUUGCUCUAACAAAUAAAACAUGAUCUAAAUGAA
Molecule: messenger RNA, 3554 nt
Organism: Vicugna pacos (alpaca)
Lineage: Eukaryota; Metazoa; Chordata; Mammalia; Artiodactyla; Camelidae
Source: RefSeq, a predicted model, not a curated record